Molecule: messenger RNA, 276 nt
Organism: Aspergillus tubingensis
Lineage: Eukaryota; Fungi; Ascomycota; Eurotiomycetes; Eurotiales; Aspergillaceae
Exons: 3
Coding region: 1-276 (91 amino acids)
Source: RefSeq, a predicted model, not a curated record
AUGCCGUAUCUAUCCCUUGCGGGAAUGAUCUCUGAUCACCUCCUUUCAUCUGCUGUGUUCCAGCGGACAUAUCCGAUGCCAGCUCGUGUGUCGCUCCCAGGCAACGAUGCUAGACACCACCGAGUCAAGGUGGGAGCCAAUAACAUUCGAGCAUCGAGCCCGUGCCUGCUUGGAGUCUUCUCGAUGGCAGCAGCAUCCCAUAUACCACCAUCCUCCUACUAUUGCUCUUGUCUUGGCACGACAUCACUGCAUCAUAUCCUGAGCCUUGCGAAAUAG